CACUGAACGGAGCUAGGAUUCUGCUAAAUUCCCGCGGGUCCCGGCUGGGACCACCACACCACCUCCGUCGAAUCACAUUCCUUCCCUCGUCCCAUCGCACCACCUAAACACAUGAACUAGACGAGUUCCCACCGAUCCCGCUCGGAGAGCUGAAACUCGCUCGCUCGCUGGCUCAAUCAAUUUUUGGGCAGACCCGGGUUCUCAACUCAAUCAUUCACUCUGCUCAUUCGCCGGUCGGGGUGAGGCAAGGCGCCCAGGCGAAAAAUGGAGUAUAAUUGCAGCGGCGGAGGAACGGCGGCGUCGUUUAACAAGAGUUGGGCUCAGCAGACGGAGGAGAGCUACCAGCUCCAGUUGGCCCUGGCUCUACGGAUGUCUUCCUUAGCUGCUUUAGCUACUGAUCCCAAUUCCUUAACUUCUCCGGCAUGGGACGACCUAGUCCACAAACGCCUCCCCGUCGCUUCUUCUUCUUCCUCCCCUGAUUCUGCUCAAUCCAUUUCCCGUCGCUUCUGGGUAUCUGUUUUCUCCUCCCUUCUCUUUCCCCCCUUUCUGGGUCUUUCUUUAUUCGCCUCUUUCUUUCUGUUUCGUGCUAUUACUUCUGCAGAUUUUUUUGUUUCUGGUGCUAGGGAAAUGGGUUUCCCAAAGGCCAAAACUUUACCUUUCGUACUGUCGUAUUUCGUUGACAAGUACCAAGUAGGACGCGCUUAUUUUUGUACUUUUCCCCCUGUUUCAUUAAAAGAUUCAAGUUGUUUGCAUGCUUCUUCUCCUGGGUUUGCUUUUCCCAAGUGGAAUUUUUUUAGUUUUGCAAAAAACUAGGCACAUUUGUGACAAAUUCAUAGCUGUUUUCUCUGUUGAUCAGCGGGAUUGAACAACCUUGCCUUGCCAAAUAAGUGGAAGGCUUUUUGAAAAUCCCGUCUAGCUCUGUCCGUCAGAAUGCAUAUUCAGGUGUCGAACUACUCAGUAGAUAGUUGGAAGAACUGAUAACCUUAAUAUCUGCUUCACAAUGAAUUAUUGGAACUCACUGUUGUAUAAACUCAUUCAGUCUCUUGUACCGUCUACCUGAAGCUCUAAAAUGCUGGUUUGUUCCAUCGUAUCAGGUAAAUGGCAGCCUAUCUUACUACGAUAGAAUCCCUGAUGGGUUCUAUGCAAUCUAUGGCAUGGAUCCGUAUGUUUGGACCAUAAGUACAGACCAGAGCGAGCUCGGUUGGAUUCCAUCCAUAGAUGCAUUGAAGGCUGUGGAUCCUCAUGCCGAAUCAGCAAUGAAAGUGGUAUUGGUUGACAGAUUCAAGGAUCAUGUUCUGAGAGAGCUAUUUGAUCGAGUUGCUAGUCUUUCCAGUGAUCGGCUUUCUACGAAUGAUGCUGUGUCUGAGAUUGCAAAUAUUGUCUGCAGUCGCAUGGGUGGUGAAGCUCUUAUUGAAGACGGAGAGUUCUGCCAGUACUGGAUGGAGUGCGCUGACAUUCUGAGAUACCGUCUACGUUCUGUUAUAAUUCCUAUCGGAAGCUUGUCUGUUGGUCUCUGCAUCCAUCGGGCAUUGCUGUUUAAAGUGUUGGCAGAUUCAAUUAACUUACCAUGUAGAAUUGCUAAAGGUUGCAAAUAUUGUACGAGGGAUCUUGCUUCUUGCUGUCUUGUUCAAGUUGGUAAUGAGAGGGAAUACUUGGUUGAUUUGUUCAGUAAGCCAGGAGCCUUAAGCCAUCCCGAUUCCUCACUCAAUUGUACAUCCUCAAUCUCCGCAGCUUCUCCAUUGUCUUACCCUAGGUUCAAUCAUGUCCCAACAGUUGAAGACGUCAGGGCAAUGGCAAAACUUUAUUUCUUUGAUGGUCAAGCUCUAAAUCUUACAUUUGACACUAAUACUAACUCAGGUGGUUUAGGACUCCCGAAAGCCAACAAAAGUCUUGCACAUGCUGCAAACGACAACCAUGAAGCUUCUCAGUCAGUUGUAAUGCAAACUACCUCCCAGUGUACCGUAUUUCACAAGGAUCCAAAUGUCGGCAGUCCUUUCCCAUAUGUAAUAAAUUCAAGGAAUGUAGAUAAAGGCGGCAUUCAAUCAAGUCAUUUGCUGGUGACUGGCCAUCAAGAUGUGCAUCCAGUUUCUGUCUUCUCCAAUAACAUACCUGGUACAUCUGAUCAUAAGUGGUACAUGGAAUCAAAACAGAUGAAACAUUCGAGCAAUGAUCUUCAUCUCGAAGAUGAAGAUUUGGACAUUCGUUGGAGUGAACUUGUUGUGAGGGAGAAGAUUGGUGAAGGUUCAUUUGGAACUGUUCAUCGUGCUGAAUGGCGUGGUUCUGAGGUUGCCGUGAAGAUUCUGGCGGAACAAGAUUUCCAUCCAGAGCACCUGAAAGAGUUUCUUGCCGAGGUUGCGAUCAUGAAACGGCUGCGGCAUCCAAACAUUGUUCUUUUCAUGGGGGCUGUUACUCACCCCCCUCAUUUGUCUAUAGUUACCGAAUACUUAUCGAGGGGCAGUUUGCAUAAACUGCUGCAUAAACCGGAAGCCAGAUUAAUGCUUGAUGAAAGGCAGCGUUUGAACAUGGCUUCUGAUGUGGCAAAAGGUAUGAACUACCUUCAUCAGCUGCGGCCACCCAUUGUCCAUCGAGAUUUGAAGUCCCCAAAUCUAUUAGUGGACAGUACAUACACCGUAAAGGUCUGUGACUUUGGUCUGUCUCGUCCCAAAGCUAACACAUAUCUUUCCUCCAAGACAGCAGCGGGAACACCUGAAUGGAUGGCACCUGAAGUUCUUCGUAAUGAGCAAUCAAACGAGAAAUCAGAUGUUUACAGCUUUGGGGUGGUCUUAUGGGAACUGGCAACUCUUCAACAGCCAUGGAAAGAUUUGAAACAGGCCCAGGUUAUUGGAGCUGUCGGGUUCAAAGGUCAAAAGCUCCAGAUUCCAGAUAACAUAAAUCCUGGUGUCGCUGCUUUGAUUGAAGCCUGCUUAGCCAAUGACCCCUCUCACCGUCCUUCAUUCUCGUACAUAGUAGAAGCUCUACAGAAACUGAUCAGAAGCCCCUUGUCUCGACCACCCCGGGUUCAUGUCGCUUGACACUUUUGAGGGCAAAAGAGUCUUCAUUUACGAGAAUCUGAAUAGUUCACAGCUUGAAGUAAGUGCCCUAUCCAAAGAACUUUCCCGGAGCUUAAACAAUAAAGACCAGGAGCUCUCUUGCAGACCGGAGCAGUGGAUGGUCUGCUGUAGCAGAUUAUGCUUCAAGAAGUGCAGUCAUAUCUUGCAGGCAGCAUGGUAAGUUUUGAGUAGGGAUGAUUACACUUGUGUAAUUCUCUCUUGUCAGCAGCAGCAGUGGCCGCUGCUAGUUAAUUGUAUAUAUAGGUAUAAUAUAUCAAGUGAAAACAAAGGUAUAUAGUUUGUGAGAAGAGUUGAAUCCAAAUAGUUUGUGUGAGAGGGAUUGAAUCCCAAUAUAGCUAAGCUAGCUCAUCAGCCCUCUCUGUUUUUUAAGGGUCAAUUUAGGCCCUGGCUGUUAACAUAAAAUGUAAAAGUACGUCAAUGUGUCAACUCAAAACAGAAGUGCUUUGUGCUUGGCGUCAUUGAGUUGGUAAAGAUGGACACUUUGUGCUAAAUACUUCAAUCCCACAUUCCUAUUCAUCUGUUAUUGAAUCUAGAAGCAGUACAAACCCACAAUCAUACAUUUGAAAUAACCGUUUUGUAUUUGUAUUCGGAAGAAUGUAUAAUGGAGUAGAGGGGACUAGAGAAGUGUCAAUACUCUAUAAUGACAAAAGUUAGUCGUCAUGUCAUGUCAUUAAAUCAUAUUGUGACAAGACAAUAAAAAUUUAUUUUUUAU
Linum trigynum is the source of this 3783-nucleotide messenger RNA. The record is from the annotation of a GenBank genome assembly. Lineage: Eukaryota; Viridiplantae; Streptophyta; Magnoliopsida; Malpighiales; Linaceae.